Agelaius phoeniceus (red-winged blackbird) is the source of this 1700-nucleotide messenger RNA. It is a transcript of the gene MRPL1, whose product is annotated as mitochondrial ribosomal protein L1. The record is from RefSeq and is a predicted model, not a curated record. NCBI's taxonomy places the organism in Eukaryota, Metazoa, Chordata, Aves, Passeriformes, Icteridae.
UUUCUCCUCCUCCAAGCAGUGGGGUUUUAUUGGGCGCCCAAGUGUCGGUGGCACGGAUCCUCGUGGGCAGCCGGAGCAGGGAAGUGCAGCUGCCCGAGGUGAUGGUGGACCCAAGAAGUUCAUUGAUGGCCGGAGAGGGGGAAGGGCCUCAGCGAUGGAUCAGGGGCUGUUGCCGUGGCUGAACAGGUGUCAACGCCCCCAUGGCUGAGGGCCGCGGCUCUGACUGCCCUCAGGAGCUGCCGCCAUGUUGCUUCAGGGAAGGGGGACCAGUUCGGCCAGCAGCGCUACGAGAUAACCCCGGGUUCGCCCUGAGGCCCCUCUGAGGCCGCUGAAGAAGCGAGCUGGAGGCUUUUGACCAGCCCUGGGCAAUGGGCACCUUUCUCGGGGCAGCGGAACCCGCGCACCCGCGGAACGGCAGGCCCGGGCGCGGCGGGUUGGGGGGACGGCGCUAGAUGGCACACCGCUAAAGAACCCGGGCCUGCGGGCCGCCGGAACGCUUCUUUUCGGCCCCGGGGAGAGAGUUCCGCAGGGAACAGUUCCGGUGGCGCACCAGGGCGGCUCGGCAAAAUGGCGGCGCCCAGCGCCUUCUGUCUGUGGCGAGCGCUGGCCCCGCGGUGCGGCUGGGUCCUCCCUGGGCUGGAGCAGCGCCUCGCCGUCCCCGCCGCGGUGAGCCCCGCCACCGCCCGGCCCUACGCGGCCGCAGCAGCCAAAGCUGCCAAAAAAGAUGCCAAGAGGAGCAGGCAGGAGAAGGCGAAGGAGGCAGCCAAGGAGAAGCCCCUCCCUCGGAGGCGGCCGCUGAUGAGCAAGCCCGUGGACGACGUGUACCUGACGUGGCUCUACACGAGACCCUCCUAUGGGCUGGAGCAGGCCGUGGGCAUGCUCAAGAGGUUCCAGGAGCUGGACUUCACCCACCCCAAGCAGUUUGUGUACAUCAAUGUCUUCCUGGACAUGGCGCUGCAGAAGAAGAAAAAAGUGGAUCCUUUUUCCAGCGGUGUUGCUCUCCCCCAUCGCUUUACGGAUGAGGUGAACAAGGUCUUGGUGUUCACAGAGAAUGAGCAGGAAGCUGAGGUAGCUCGAGAGCAUGGGGCUGCCAUUGUGGGAGGAGUUGAAUUAAUCAAAUGGAUCCUGGAGGAUGAAAUCCAGGCUGAUUUCUACGUGGCUGUCCCUGCCAUCAUCCCCAAGUUAAUCCCCCUGAGGAACAAGCUGAAAAAGAAGUACCCCAGCACCAGGAGAAAUUCCCUGGGCAGUGACAUUCCCAAAAUGGUGCAGUUCUUCAGGGAAUGUCACGAGUACUCGGUGGAGGACGAGAGUGUCAUCAAGACAAGGAUAGCCAGACUGGAUAUGCCCACUGAGCACAUCAUUGCCAACCUGAAAACAAUUAUCCAGGAUAUCUGCACCUUCAAGCCAUCCAAUUUUGAUCCCAUUGUGCAGAGGCUGGUUAUCAGAUCCUCCACCAGUGAAGGCUUGCUGCUGAACCUCGAUGGAAUCCUACCUCAGGUGGAGAAAGCAGAGGAAAAAGAAGAAGAAGAAGAAGAUGCAGCUGAUAAGGAUGAGCAAAAACCUGUCCAGGAAUCCAUUAGUACCUGAUGUCUUCUCCUUGUGGGCAUGGUGCUCCAGCUGGAGAAGCAGAUGUGAAUAUCACUCAAAUCAUGCUCUGUGAGACCAAAAAAUAAAUGCAGCUUGUGGAUUUCAUGUCUAAA